Molecule: messenger RNA, 2927 nt
Organism: Periophthalmus magnuspinnatus
Lineage: Eukaryota; Metazoa; Chordata; Actinopteri; Gobiiformes; Gobiidae
Product: sodium/calcium exchanger 1-like
Exons: 11
Coding region: 104-2920 (938 amino acids)
Biological process (GO): sodium ion transmembrane transport; calcium ion import across plasma membrane; cell communication
Cellular component (GO): postsynapse; sarcolemma; axon
Molecular function (GO): calcium:sodium antiporter activity
Source: RefSeq, a predicted model, not a curated record
GGGAGGAGAGGUUUGCUGGAGGAGGAGUUGGAGACAGUCCUGGUUUGUCCUUCGUCUUGAGGAGACGCUCGAGCCCCAGCGCAGGAUUUCUGGUAGCUCCAAAAUGGUGUCCUCCACUCCUCCUCUCCUCCCUCUGCUAUUUCUCGUCUUCAUCUCCUCACAGUUCCCACUCUCAGCUGCAGGGGGCUCUCCUCCCUCCAACAGCACCUCCUCCAACACGACUAAACCCAAAUGCGGCGGAAAUACGGACUGCAUCGAGGGCGUCAUUCUACCAAUCUGGCAGCCGGUCAACCCCGUUUUCCCAGAGCGAAUCGCCAGGGCUACAAUAUACUUUUUAGCGCUAGCAUACAUGUUUCUUGGAGUUUCCAUCAUCGCAGACCGGUUUAUGGCGUCGAUCGAGGUCAUAACUUCGCAAGAACGGCAAAUCACAAUUAAAAAACCAAACGGCGAGAAAAUUACGACUACGGUGCGAAUUUGGAACGAAACAGUUUCAAAUUUGACGUUGAUGGCUCUCGGCUCGUCCGCUCCGGAAAUUCUUUUAUCGGUCGUGGAGGUUUGCGGACAUAAUUUUCAAGCUGGUGAGCUGGGCCCGAAUACUAUUGUAGGAAGCGCUGCGUUUAAUAUGUUUGUCAUUAUUGGUUUUUGCGUUUCUGUUAUUCCUGAUGGCGAAAUCAGAAAAGUGAAACAUCUGCGUGUGUUUUUUGUCACUGCGACGUGGAGUGUCUUUGCCUACACUUGGUUGUAUUUGAUUUUAGCGGUUUUCAGUCCCGGGGUUGUUAAAAUAUGGGAGGGUUUGCUAACACUGUUCUUCUUCCCUCUUUGCGUUGGUUUUGCAUAUGUGGCUGACCGGCGUUUGCUCUUUUACAAAUACGUCUACAAGCGAUAUCGUGCAGGUAAACAGAAAGGCAUGAUCAUUGAGACAGAAGGAGAACCCGACGUACCGCUGAAAUCUGACGUGGAAAUGUUGAAAGCGAAUGGAGAGGAGCUGGAGGCGUUUUUCGAAUGGGACGAGGAAGAAUCGCGCAAAGAAGUGGCAGCCAUUUUGAAGGAGCUCAAACAAAAACAUCCAGAGAAGGACUUAGAGCAGCUAACAGAGCUAGCUAACUACCAAGUGCUAAACCAACAGCAGAAGAGCAGAGCGUUUUAUCGAUGCCAGGCGACACGGAUCAUGACGGGAGCAGGGAAUAUUUUAAAGAAACACGCAGCAGAACAAGCUAAACGUGCUACUAGCCAAUUUGAAUUCUCCUCGGAAGCUUUAGCGAAUUAUACAAAGGUUUAUUUUGACCCGGGUUCUUAUCAGUGUCUGGAAAACUGUGGCAGCGUCGCGUUGAACAUCGUACGACAAGGAGGCGAUUUAACGCAAAGAAUUUAUGUGAAUUUCCAGACGGAAGAUGGCACUGCAAAUGCCGGGUCAGAUUACACAUUCACUGAAGGCACAAUCGUUUUCGAACCAGGUGAAACGGAAAAGGAAAUUCGCAUUGAGAUUAUAGACGAUGACAUAUUUGAGGAAGACGAACACUUUUUGGUGCAUUUGAGUAACGUUCGCGUGGAUCGUAAAGACGUGAGCGCCGUCGUGGGGUUGGGGUUGCCCUGCACAGCGACUGUUACGAUUUUUGACGAUGAUCACGCAGGGAUUUUUACAUUCGAGGAGGGUGGGGUAACUGUGAGUGAGAGUGUGGGCGUGAUGGAGGUGAGGGUGCUUAGAACCUGCGGAGCACGUGGAGCUGUGGCUAUACCAUUCAAAACCAUCGAAGGAACAGCCAAAGGAGGAGGAGAGGACUUCGAAGACACACACGGAGUCCUGGAGUUCGACAACAACGAGAUAAUUAAAUCAUUUCAGAUAAACAUAAUCGAUGACGACCAGUAUGAGAAGAAUAAGAACUUCUUUGUGGAGAUGGGCGAGCCACGGCUUCUGGAGAUGAGUGAGAGGAAAGCCGUUUUGCUCCAUGAGACAGGCGGAUUUGUCAAAACAGAGAAGCAGAUUUGUGGUAAAGACAUCUACAGGAAAGUCCAGGGACGAGACAAUCCCUCUUCUGUCAACAUCACAGACUCGGGGGACUGUUCUAUGAAGGAGCAGGAGGAGAGGAGGAUAGCUGAAAUGGGGCGUCCGUCUUUAGGAGAACACAGUCGUCUGGAGGUCACCAUCGAGGAGUCCUAUGAGUUUAAGAGCACGGUGGAUAAACUGAUAAAGAAGACCAACCUGGCUCUACUCAUCGGCACCAACAGCUGGAGACAGCAGUUUGUGGAGGCCAUCACCGUCAGCGCAGGUGACGAUGAUGAAGACUCAGACAAUGGCUCGGAGCACCCACCCUCUUGCUGUGAUUAUCUCAUGCACUUCCUGACAGUGCUGUGGAAGCUGCUUUUCGCCCUGGUGCCCCCUACUGACUACCUGAGCGGGUGGCCGUGCUUCUGCGUGUCUAUCUGUGGCAUUGGCCUACUCACCGCACUCAUAGGGGACCUGGCCUCACACUUUGGCUGCACUGUGGGGCUCAAAGACUCUGUGACUGCCGUGGUGUUUGUGGCUCUCGGGACAUCUGUGCCAGACACUUUUGCGAGUAAAGUCGCAGCAAUCCAAGAUCAGUACGCAGAUGCUUCCAUCGGGAAUGUGACGGGGUCCAAUGCGGUGAACGUGUUCCUGGGCAUCGGCGUGGCAUGGUCCAUCGCAGCGGUUGUUCAUUGGUGGAGGGGGGAGGACUUUAGAGUGGAUCCUGGCACUCUAGCCUUCUCUGUCACGCUCUUCACCAUCUUCGCCUUCAUUUGCAUCGCAGUGCUCAUCUACAGACGCCGGCCCUCCAUCGGGGGGGAGCUGGGGGGCCCCCGGGGGCCCAAAGUCCUGACCACGGCCCUGUUCUUCAGCCUAUGGCUCUUGUACAUUGUGUUCUCAUCUCUGGAGGCCUACUGCCAUGUGCAGGGCUUCUGAGAGGUGU